This is a messenger RNA of Solea senegalensis (Senegalese sole), 872 nucleotides long. RefSeq names its product tumor necrosis factor a (TNF superfamily, member 2) (gene tnfa). Gene Ontology annotation, cellular component: membrane. The record is from RefSeq and is a predicted model, not a curated record. Lineage: Eukaryota; Metazoa; Chordata; Actinopteri; Pleuronectiformes; Soleidae. The transcript has 4 exons. Bases 154 to 849 code for a protein of 231 amino acids. Gene Ontology annotation, molecular function: tumor necrosis factor receptor binding. Gene Ontology annotation, biological process: immune response.
CCCUUCAGGAAGAAACUCUUUUUAAAAAGAGCCGGUCACUGAGUUUUACUCCACAGAUCAGAGUGGACGCACAGAAGAAGAAGAAGAAGAAGAAGAAGAAGAAGAAGAAGACAGAGCGCUCUCAGGAACACAUUAAAAUAAAUAACAUCAAAAAUGGCAGAUGAAUGUAAAGUACAGCUGGAAGGCACGCUCGAUGCAGAGGCCAGGAAACAGGCCUCGCACAGCUCAAAGUUAACCACAGUGGUGCUGCUGUUCGCACUGUGCCUGGCGGCGGCUGCUGCUGCCUUUGUCCUCGUCUUCCACAUGCAUCAUCAGAGCUCAGGACACGACAAAGACACUUCCGGUUUUCAUCACACGUUGAGGCAAAUUUCAAACGUGAGAGCAGCCAUUCAUUUGGAAGGUGUAUACAACCCUGAGAGGAAGACCGCUGUGGAGUGGAGGAACGAGGUGGAUCAGUCCCACUCUCAGGGAGGACUGAGGCUCAACAACAACGAGAUCGUCAUCCCACAGAGCGGCCUCUACUUCGUUUACAGCCAAGUGUCUUUCGAGGUCAACUGUACCAGCGGCGACGCCGACACUGACCCAAACGCCCUGGUCCACCUGAGCCACACUGUGCAGCGCUGGUCCCUCUCCUCUGGAGACGACUACAGGACCAUCCUGCACUCUGCUCGCACGGCCUGUCAGAAGACAGCGGGCCGUGAUGAGGGCAGCUGGUACACCGCUGUGUACAUGGGAGCUGUGUUUAACCUGAUGAAAGGGGACAGGCUGCAGACAGUGAUGGAGGAGAGGAUGCUGCCCGACCUGGCGGAGGAGUCGGGGAAGAACUUCUUUGGUGUGUUCGCUCUGUGAGGACAAGAGGAGAUGAGACUGGA